UGAAGCGUGCUGUUGACAUGCCGGUGGUGAUUGACAGAAGAGCUCGGGGUCGAGAAGUUUCUCAAAACACAUAAUGUUCUUGUUUUCUGACUCAUACUCGGGCUGAUAGAAGUAUUUCCACUAAGCUCCACCUGAACCUGCACGGAAGGCAUGAGCCGUCCCCCGAGCCCCUCUCCCCACAGAUGGUUCAAAGCGCUGCGAAGGACCAGGCUGGGGGAGCCCUGUUUGAAGGCAUACCCUCUGGAAUGUGUGGAUCUCUUGAAAAGGGCGAGAGUCACCUUCCAAGCUGGACGCAGCCUCAAAGAAAGCUAUAGAGUGGCACAGCUGGAGGCCGUGGUGCGGAUGCUGGAGGAACACGAGUGUGACUUCGUGGACGCUCUUGGAAAAGACCUUCAUAAGCCAAGGUUUGAGGCAGUUGUGUCUGAACUUAUUCUCGUCAAGAAUGAGGCCCUGUAUGCCAUCAACAACCUUAAGAAGUGGAUGCUGCCGCAGCAUGUGGAAAGAAACCUGUCCACCACGUUGGACAAGUGUCUGAUGGUCAGUGAGCCGCUUGGGGUUGUGUUUAUCGUGGGGACCUGGUGCAGCCCUGUGGAAACGUGUCUGGUGCCACUGGUAGGGGCCAUCGCAGCAGGAAACUGUGCAAUCAUCAGCCCCUCCGAGUGCACCGCUCACACUGCAGAACUUCUUCAUCGUCUUAUCCCCUCCUACUUGGACAAUGAAUGCUUCCAUGUGAUUCUUGCAGGCACAAAUGACUUGCCUGAAGUAGUGGAACUGAAAUUUGACCAUGUCUUCUUUUCAGGAAACAGGUCGGAAGGAACCAGAAUUGCUCAGGCUGCAGCUCGCACACUUACGCCUGUCACCCUCGUUUUGGGCGGCAAGAACCCCUGUUAUGUAGACCAAGACUGUGACAUUGCCACCACAGCACAGCGCAUCGCCUGGGCACGUUUUCACAAUGCUGGGCAGAGCUUGGUGGCUCCUUUCUACAUCCUGUGCCACACAAAAGUCACAGCACGACUGGUGCAAGCCCUGAAAAGUUGCCUCAUGCAAUUCUACGGGUCUGAUCCAAGAGAGUCACGCAGUUACGGCCGCAUGGUCAAUCUCGAUAUAUUCAACCGUACGAGGGACAUACUGUGGAGAUCUGGCAAGGUGGCUGUCGGUGGGCAGGUGAUAGAAGCAGAAAAAUAUAUUGCCCCAACAAUUUUGACAGAAGUAGCGGAAUCAGAUCCCAUCAUGCAUCAGGACAUUUUUGGCCCAGUUCUUCCUGUUCUGACUGUGAACAAUGUAGAUGAAGCAAUUGCCUUAAUUAAUAAGCAAGAGAAACCCCUCUGUGUGUAUGCGUAUUCCAGCAACAGCCAGGUCAUCUCAAGACUAAUGAGUGAGACCUCUAGUGGAAGCUUUUGCUCAAAUGACAGCGUCCUUCAGAGUCUGAUGGUGGCUCUGCCUUUCGGUGGAGUUGGGGCCAGUGGAAUGGGUUCCUACCACGGCCGCUACAGCUUUGAUACCUUCUCUCACAGAAAAUCCUGCCUGCUGAGAAGCACACGGUUUGAGUGUGUAACCUAUCUGCGUUAUCCUCCCUAUGAGGAUCGCAAUCUGUCUCUCAUGACAUGGGCCAGUACCCUUUCCCAGAAGAGCCAGGGAUGGUGCCAGAUCAUGUAACUGUGUGGGAGGGUGAUAGCAGAGCCAUGAUAGAAGAAAGCCACUCACUCCUUAAGUCCUGAACUGUUCCGACAUGCAAAAGUAGUUGGCUGAGAACAGAAUUUGCUCGGGUAAAGCUACAUCUUGCGGAGAAAGAGCAAAACAUAUAGUGGUUGUUCAAUCUCUGGCUAAAAAUAGUUUUAAAACCUGCUUUAGUAAUUGUACACCAACAAAAUUAAAAGAAAUGUCUGAAAGGUGAAGCCACUGUGAAGUUUAUUACUGCUUAUGUUCCCACAUUGUGAUAGGAAGAAAGUUGCAUCAAGAUAACAAAAAGAUUUUGGACAUUAUUCACCAACCAUCCCCAAUAACAAAAUAGAUCUUUGUCUAUUCCUCAUGUCAGAAUCUGGUUAUUCAGGUCUUUUGUAGACAGUCUCCACAUUGCCUUCUUUCAUGGCUGCAUAUCUGGCCGCAGUGAACAGGUAGUCGCUCAAUCUGAGGGAAAAUGUUGGGAUAUCUAUUAGAUGUGUAAUAGUGACAUAAUUUUCUCAUAUUCAGUUUAAAGCACUGGACUGACCUGUUCAAAAACUUGGCUACAUCUGGAUCCGCCUCGCCUGAUCGCACAAUUGGAGCAACACUAUAACAAGAAACAAAGGUCUGUGAGAACCGUACUGUGCCGGAAAAGCAAGAUAUAGGGGUAACAUACAGGACAAGGAACAUGCUACAACCAACCUGCGUUCAGCUCUCCGACACACUGUCCGAGCCAGGUGCAAUGCUGCGCUGCCCUUCCCUCCAGACUGUGACACAAAAAGCUCAGGUAUCAGUGCAACAGGAAAACUUUUACUCUCUACAGAACUCAGUGUCUUACAGAGGCUCAAAAUGGGCUUACAGGUAAAAUGAAGUUGGUCAGUGGUGGCAGUUCUUCAGUAAAUGUAUCUAUCCAGGUUUCCAGUUCUGAAAUUGGCUGAGCAGUAAAUUUUGUUCGACCUUACAAAAACAGAACAUAAAUCAAUAGAUGAAAUCUUUACAGCACGACACAUUUUACAGCAUUACAAAAGCCAGCGAUUGCAUACUUAUGUGACUUUCUCUUGCAGAUGAUUGAGGAGUGGCGAUAUUGGAGCCCACGUCUUGUAAAAUGCACUGUAUCUGCAAUAGAAUUAAGUACAACUCUCAGAAAAUAUUAUAUACAGUUGUUAAAACAAUGUCUGCAAUGAAAAAAGUUAUUAAAUGCAAUAUGCUAAUCAAACCUUGUCCAGCUGAUAUGUGAAGGUGUGACCUUUGUCAAGGCAAAAUUCCCGAGCCAAGCUGUAAUGUAAAAUGAAGAUAACAUGGUAAGUCAGUGAGGCAGAUCAUAGAAAGAGUGAAAUGUGACUGGAUAGUAGAAACUACCCUAUAGCUGAUGACAGCUCAUCUGUAUUUCCCAAGGCUUCGAAAAUAUGAUCUUCCUUUGGCCGCCUUUCUCCUGUAAAUGUGCUUGAGAAACCUUUUAGGAGGCACACAAAGAGUACAAUAAAGAAUGGAUUAGAUUUUUAAAUCUACUUAUUAUCAGAGUGGUGUCACGUGUUUUGAUUCCUAGUUAAUCACCUUUGUCUCCAGUUUUGGUGUAUAUUUUGGGUACCCUGGAGUCUU
This is a messenger RNA of Eleginops maclovinus (Patagonian blennie), 3261 nucleotides long. RefSeq names its product aldehyde dehydrogenase 3 family, member B4 (gene aldh3b4). Bases 151 to 1656 code for a protein of 501 amino acids. Gene Ontology annotation, cellular component: cytoplasm. Lineage: Eukaryota; Metazoa; Chordata; Actinopteri; Perciformes; Eleginopidae. The record is from RefSeq and is a predicted model, not a curated record. Gene Ontology annotation, biological process: aldehyde metabolic process. Gene Ontology annotation, molecular function: aldehyde dehydrogenase (NAD+) activity; 3-chloroallyl aldehyde dehydrogenase activity. The transcript is spliced from 10 exons.